UUUUUUCGAUGCUGCAGUAUAGUGACUGCAGUACGCGAGUCCAAUCAGAACGAAUAUUGUACAACUGGGAUGCAUGUAUGCUAUUUGUAUAAUAUUAAAGAAAAAAGAAAGAGAAAUCAACGUUGGUGGGUGCCUCCAGUUUUUAGCAGUGUACGGUUUGGUUUUGUUUUUGUAUUUUAUCUAAUUCCGGCCAUCUUUGCUGCAUUCUCCUUGGUCCGUGAAUUCAUCGGAAUUAAAUUCGAGAAAGCAAUUUUACACCGUGCAUAGAUACCUCGCUACGUGCAUGUAGUGCAUUUCUCUACGAACGAGUGCACAUGGUUAUAUGUAGCACUUCCAAUGUUCUGUCGUCAUGCCGUGAGUCAUCGACUACCAGUCUCUAUUCCCCUUGAAGUAAAAUGAUUGCGAAAACGAUCUACGAACGACGUCUUUUUUCGCCACGGGCCUUUAAUACAUUCCACAAAAGCCACGGGAUCCAGACGAGUUAAUUGGUUAAAAACUGCCACGUGAAAUUCGUAUUGCGAUCAAUAAUGUGUGUCUGCGUUGGUAUUCGCUCUAAUGCGAUCUGCUUUUAUGCCCGAAACGCUGCAGAGCACGCUUCAUCCCUGUUUAUGGAAGAAAGCCAAGAGAUAAACAGGGGAAAGAAAUCAUUGAUUGCAAAGAGGAUGCUUUUACCAAAUCAAAAAACAGGACAUCCUCUCUUCCUUAUAGUUCUUGAUCUUCCAUCAGCCUGAAAACAUUCUUAUGGUUCAAAGAAGAAUCGCGAAGCUGGAUGUGGGCCCGUGUCCUCGACCUGCGAAGUGUUGUCAAGUGUCAUACACGCGUGUCGCCCUCUUAGAAGCUUCAUUCAUCGCACCCUUACGCACCCUCGGGUUAUUUCUACUGACCGAUUAACGCUUAUUUGCGUAUGGCUGUAACGACAGGCGUAGUACGAUGCUUUCUUACGUUAGAAACGCAUCAUUCAUUCCGUUGUACCUGCCGGACACAUCGCCCAUACGUCUGUGCACGCAUUUCGUGCGCGGCGGAGGAGACUUCCGCAAAUCCAUGGGGCGCAUGCGCCAUUUUCCCACCCUCGUCUCCCCCAUUUUGUCCAGAGGGUGCGAAGCCAAACGUAACCCCUCAGUAAAGAAUUAAACGCGAUUCCGCGAGGUGUCCUCUCUCCUCCCCCUUUAACAACAAUAUUACGGGCCACUCUAGUGUACAUAUAUACAAAUUAUAAUUUUUUUACGGUCGUAACACGAGACAGAUGAUGUUUUUACAAGUUCGAUUUACCAAAAGUGACAAUACGCCCGCGACAUUACCCGUGGAAAUUCUAGAGAGAUCGAUAUAGUAGAAAGUUGUAUCUCUUUUUUUUGUACGGAUUAGCUAGGUCCAACAGUCUCCAACAUUACCGAUGGGUAGAAGAGAUAUGUCAAGAAUGCUGAAUGCUUAUAGAAUCAAAAAAAUAGAAAACAUUGGUAGAAUGACGGCCAUGACACAGGAAGAAAUUGUGGCCGGUGCGAGGACUGUCGCCCAAGGGCUGGAGGCCCUUCGUGUCGAACACGAAGGACUCCUGCAGGGUUUACAAUGGCAGGAAGAACCAGCCGCGUUAGACAAAGCCAACUUGUUGUCAAAAAACAUCGAAAUGAUAGGACUGGGCCUCGGGGAGGCCGAGGUGAUGAUGGCUCUCGCGAAUCACUUGCAAAAGGUCGAGGCUGAGAAACAAAAGCUUAGAACGCAAGUGAAAAGGUUGUGCGAGGAAAAUGCUUGGUUGAGGGACGAGUUGGCUGGAACACAGCAGAAGUUACAAGCUAGCGAGCAAGCAGUAGCCAAAUUGGAAGUAGACAAAAGACAAUACGAGUUCAUGGAGAGUAUGAGACAGUACGAUACCGACCGUCCAGCCGAUGAUGAGAACGUCAAAGACAGACCUAAAAAUAAUCCUGUGGUCGACCUGUUCCCCGACGACGAUGUGGAUGACCGAAGUAGUAAGUCGAUAUCGCCGACACCGCCGUCGCAAUUUGCGCAGCAAGUGAACGCCGGAUACGAAAUACCAGCGCGUUUACGUACACUGCACAAUUUGGUUAUCCAGUACGCGGGCCAAGGUCGGUACGAGGUGGCGGUGCCUCUUUGCAAGCAGGCGUUAGAAGAUUUAGAAAAGACCUCCGGUCACGAUCAUCCGGACGUCGCCACGAUGUUGAACAUUCUUGCAUUAGUGUACAGAGAUCAAAAUAAAUAUAAGGAGGCAGCGAAUCUGUUGAACGACGCGUUGGCUAUUCGCGAGAAGACGCUCGGCGAGAACCACCCCGCCGUUGCCGCGACGUUGAACAAUUUAGCAGUUUUGUAUGGGAAACGUGGCAAGUACAAAGAAGCCGAGCCGUUGUGCAAGCGUGCGCUCCAUAUUCGCGAAAAGGUUCUCGGUCGCGACCAUCCGGACGUCGCGAAACAGCUGAACAACCUCGCGUUGCUCUGUCAAAAUCAGGCGAAAUACGUGGAGGUCGAAUGCUAUUAUCAGAGGGCCCUCGAAAUUUACGAGGCGAAACUUGGACCGGACGAUCCCAAUGUCGCGAAAACAAAGAACAACCUCGCGUCGUGUUUUUUGAAACAGGGAAAGUACAAGGAUGCGGAGGUUCUGUAUAAGCAAGUACUGACCAGAGUACACGAGAAAGAGUUUGGUGCUAUUGCUGGCGAUAAUAAACCAAUUUGGCAGGUGGCGGAAGAAAGGGAAGAGAAUAAGCAUAGAAAUAAAGAGAAUGCCCCGUACGGAGAAUAUGGAGGCUGGCACAAAGCUGCCAAGGUAGAUUGUCCUACAGUCGCGACUACCCUGAAAAAUCUUGGUGCGUUGUAUCGACGACAAGGAAAAUAUCAGGCGGCAGAAACAUUGGAGGAUUGCGCCCUGAGGACACGAAUGGAUACAUUGGAGUUUGUGAAGCAAGGAAAGGUCGCGCAGAUUUUACUGGAUGAUAAGGGUUACACGAGACGCGGUUCAGGGUCCAGUCUAGCCAACAGCGAAUACGAGCAACACGAGGAGGGCUCGCUGCCGCUGGUACAAAGGGCGCUACAUGAAGGACAGUCUGGCCACCACGACGCUAGUCCUAACAAACCCGGUUUUAAAAACAAGAUCUUUCAAGCUUUUGGGAUUCACUCUUCCACGUAGGAUUAUCCUUCGUCUGUAGUAUUGCCUGUCGUUUGAUUAUGCCCGGUCAUACAAAGAUCCUUUUCGGUAUUAUGUCACUCGAGGUCUGUACUCUUAGGACAAGAGGUGAUAUUUACAUACGCUGUUCGAUAUGCAUUACGUUUAGGCAUUCGUUUGAAAGAAAAAUUCGUAACGGUGUACCCAAAUGCCGAGGAAUACUACGAUCUUGCGAAAUGUUUUAACGAUUUGACGCUCCUGAAUACAAGCAUUUAUAGGAGAAUGCAUAGUUGAACGUAAGAACGGGCCUUUUUUUUGGCGAUUUUGGGCAUUUGAUACUGUUUUCCGCAGCCAGGUAUCCCCCCGACAAUGCGACGAAAGCACAUCGUAACUGCACAUUCUUUUAUUACAUUUACAAAGUAUUUCGAUAACGUUCAUUGCUAUUUCUAUGAUCGUUCUGGCGAAAGUAUUGCGUAGAAAAGUACUGUAGCCUUCAUAAAUCUCUUCCACUCAUAAGCUGUGAUAAUAACGCCCUUCGAUGAAUUUCGUUUUUCUUUCAUUUCUUAUUUUUGUUUUGAUCGAAACCGACGACAUUUGUAUUUCGUAUAUUUUAAACUGUUAACCAGGAUUCGACGAAGGUGCUUUCUAUGGAGCAUUUGUUCUUCAUUUUUCAUUAUUUAUCUGUAAUUACGAUAACUAUUGAAACUUUUUACGCUUGUAUUAUACACAGCCAUAUAGAAAGUGACUAGAAUAAACAAAGCUUCCAGAGACAAUUAUAUUUUCAUAUUGAAUAUAUUUUCAUAUUUUUGAAUAUAUUUUCAAUCGUAGAAAUAAAAUGAUCGGAUCUUCAAUCGUUCGAGCGAACGUACCAUUCGAUGUUUCAGCUAUUUUUCAUUUUUUUAAGUCAAAGUACUGUGAAGCUACGCGUAUAAAUUAUAAGUAGUUGAUUCUAGCAACAGCUUUGCUUAACUAUAUAAUUCGGUAUAGAUAUGCAAAGAUGACAUUUGAAAAUGA
This is a messenger RNA of Colletes gigas, 4120 nucleotides long. RefSeq names its product kinesin light chain (gene Klc). Gene Ontology annotation, biological process: microtubule-based movement. Gene Ontology annotation, molecular function: kinesin binding. The record is from RefSeq and is a predicted model, not a curated record. The transcript is spliced from 8 exons. Bases 1391 to 3130 code for a protein of 579 amino acids. Gene Ontology annotation, cellular component: kinesin complex; cytoplasm; membrane-bounded organelle. Lineage: Eukaryota; Metazoa; Arthropoda; Insecta; Hymenoptera; Colletidae.